Messenger RNA from Carya illinoinensis, 3336 nucleotides. RefSeq lists its product as uncharacterized. Lineage: Eukaryota; Viridiplantae; Streptophyta; Magnoliopsida; Fagales; Juglandaceae. The transcript is spliced from 4 exons. The coding region runs from base 1 to 3336 and encodes 1111 amino acids. The record is from RefSeq and is a predicted model, not a curated record.
AUGGACAAAAGCUGGAUGAACUUGACCGAUAGAUUUCGAUCGCCUGCAUAUGCAGAUGGGGUUAACACUUUCCUUACCUUUGCACGAAACCAUUCUCGGGGAAGUGAUCGCAUUCGGUGUCCUUGUCGUUCAUGCAGAAAUAUGAUAUUCUUACCUAUAUUUGAUGUGGAGACUCACUUGUUCAUUAAAGGGAUCAAUCCAAAUUAUACCCAGUGGAUCUUUCAUGGAGAGGAGGAAACAACAAGUUUCAAUGAUGACGACGACGAUGGUGUUGCUGAUUAUGCUGACGAGUACAUUGAUGACAUGGACCAUAUGUUAGAUGACGUUCGGGCAGGCACAUUCGUUGAUGUUCCCCAAGAUCAUCACAAUCCAUUGCCAACUGGUGGAUCAAUACCAGAUCCGUCUCCAAGUUCGUCUUUUGAUCAGUUACUAGAGGAUGCCCGCCGUCCACUUUUUGCUGGUUGUACAAAGUUCUCAAAACUGUCAUUUAUUGUGAAGUUGUUACACAUUAAGACAGUUGGUGGGUGGUCAAUAAAGUCGUUUGAUAUGCUACUUAACCUAUUGCAGUCUGCAUUUCCUAAUGCUGAAUUGCCAAAUUCAUAUGCGGAGUCAAGGUCAUUGGAAAAUGCUGAUCUUGAUGAAUGUCCUAUUUGUAAGGCUUCAAGGUGGAUGCCUAAUACACACAGGGCACGUCUUAUACCUAGGAAAGUGUUGCGACAUUUUCCUUUGAAGCCAAGAUUGCAACGUCUCUUCAUGUCUAAGGAGAUAGCAUGUGAUAUGAGAUGGCAUAAAGAGCAUCGGCCAACCGAUGAGGCUACUAUGAGACAUCCUGCAGACUCAGAGUCGUGGAAGAGAUUUGAUGACGAACAUAGUUGGUUCGCACAUGAUGCUCGCAAUGUUAGGCUUGGGAUGGCAAGUGACGGUUUCAAUCCCUUCAAUAAUAUGGCUAAACCAUAUAGCAUUUGGCCAGUAAUCUUGGUUCCUUAUAAUUUGCCGCCGUGGUUGUGCAUGAAGGAUCAAUUCUUCAUGACAUCUCUCAUUAUUCCAGGGCCAAAAUCUCCUGGUAAUGACAUUGAUGUUUACUUGCAACCGUUAGUCGAUGAACUGCUUGAAUUUUGGGAACAUGGGAUACGUACGUAUGAUGCCUCCACAAAGGAAACGUUCGUGUUGCACGCUGCUUUAAUGUGGACAAUCAAUGACUUUCCAGCGUAUGGGAAUCUUUCUGGUUGGUCAACAAAGGGAAAAUUGGCAUGUCCAUCUUGUAACGAAGGCACCGAUUCCAAUUGGUUGACGUAUGGACGAAAAUUUUGUUAUAUGGGACACCGUCGAUUUUUGCCACUAGAUCACAUGUGGAGAUUGAGAAAACAUUUGUUCAAUGGUAAAGAAGAUCAUCGCCCACCACCAAUGGUUUUAGAUGGUGCUGAUAUUGUAGCUCAACUACAGAUGCUUGGGGAAGUGCAAUUUGGUAAAUCUCGUCGAAAGAGGAAGCGCACUACUGAAGAGUUGAACUGGACAAAAUAUAGCAUUUUCUUCAAGUUACCGUAUUGGGUAACCCUGCAGCUUCGCCAUAACCUAGAUGUCAUGCAUAUUGAAAAGAAUAUAUUCGAUAACAUAUUAUGUACUUUGAUGAACAUGCCUGGUAAAACUAAGGAUAAUAUCAAUUCUCGACGUGACCUAGAGAUCUUUGGCUUCAGAAAAGAAUUACAUUUGAAGCAUGAAGAUAAACGUGUUACAAUGCCACAUGCAUUAUACACAUUACACGGUGAUGAGAAGAGGAAAUUUUGUGAAUGGUUGGCCGAUGUGAAAUUCCCAGAUGGAUUUGCUUCGAACAUCUCGCAUUGUGUUUCAGUACGUGAUUGCAAAAUCUCAGGGUUGAAAAGCCAUGAUUGUCAUGUUUUCAUGCAAAGACUACUUCCUAUUGCCGUGGGGGGGUUCUUACGAACUGAUAUCGCAUUGACUUUAACUGAACUGAGCACAUUGUUUAAGGAGUUAUGUGCUCGAAUCUUGGAUGUUAACCGACUAUCCCAGCUCCAAACUGAUAUCGUCACAAUUCUAUGCAAAAUGGAGAUGAUAUUUCCUCCAUCUUUUUUUGAUGUCAUGGUCCACCUAGCUGUCCACUUACCCCGUGAGGCCAUACUUGGGGGUCCAGUACAAUAUAGGUGGAUGUAUCCAUUUGAGAGGUAUCUUGGCAAGUUCAAGAGGUAUGUUAAGAAUAAAGCCCGCCCAGAAGGCUCAAUAGCCGAAGCUUACAUUCACAUCGAAUGCUUGACUUUUUGCUCUAUGUAUCUUCAAGAUAUUGAGACAAAGUUUACUCGAACAGACCGCAACAUUGAUGGUGGAGAUUCCGAGAAUAUAGAUGGAUUCAAAAUUUUCAACCAGAAAGUUCGUCCCAUGGGUAUAGCUUCUAACUUUCAAUUAUCAGAUAAACUCCUAAAGGAAGCAACCUGGGAGCACUAUGAAAAAUGUAAAGUACAUAGCCCAACUUAUGUCGAUCGAACACAUCAAACUGAGUUUCCAACUUGGUUGAAGAAACGAGUUCAGGAGCAGCGUAUAACUAACCCACUUGAUGUGAACGCUGAUUUGUAUGCGUUAGGUUGCGGGCCUGAACGGUGGGUUGCAUCCUAUGCUGCGUGCAUUAUAAAUGGCAAAAGGUUCCAUACGAAAGAACGUGAAUUUCGACGGCGGACACAAAAUUCAGGGGUGUUUGUAAUUGGGGACGAAAGUACUAAUAAUUUUGACUUCUAUGGUGUUAUUAAUGAUAUAGUGGAGUUACACUACAUGGGAAGACGUCAGGUGUACUUGUUCAUGUGUGAUUGGUUUGACGUUGGUGAUACAAGACGAGGGGUGCGAAUUGAUAACCAUAUGUACAGUAUCAAUAUGGACAGGACUUGGUAUAAGGAUGAACCAUUUGUGUUGGCAUGCCAGGCUUCACAGUGUUUCUACAUUAGAGAUAUAAGGGCGAAAGGGAGAUGGUUUGUGGUGCAGAAGUACAUGAAUAGGAAUGUAUAUGACAUUCCUACAGUGCCGAGGGUGUUAGGAGAACUUGAUGGAUCAUCAAGUGAUGAUGAUGUCUAUCAAGAAAAUGAGGCAUCAUGGGAUUAUGCACCAUUGCCGUGUGAUGCAUGUCCAAUGUCUACUCCAUUGAAUAGGAAUGACGUAGAACCUAUGGUCAUUGAUGCACAAGAAGUGACCAGUCCGGCUGGGCAAGAUAACAUGCGUGUAGCAGACUUUAUUGACGAUGGCAUGACUGCUUCUGGUUCAGGCUAUGCGUCUGAUGAUGGGGAAUAUUCAGAUGAGGAGGACUUAUCCACAGACGACGAGUCUAGGUCAUCUUAG